AUGGCAGACCUAUCCAUAACGUCGACAUUUCAACUGAACAAUGGCAACGCCAUGCCAAUUCUCGCCUUCGGCACAGCAUCCAAAAACGAUAGUAAACAAGAGGUCCUCACGGCACUACGUCACUCAUACACGCACAUCGACACCGCACACAUCUACGGCACGGAGAAAGACGUCGGCGAGGCCAUCCGAGCCAGCGGCGUCCCGCGCUCGGAACUCUUCAUCGCCUCCAAACUGUGGGAUCCGGACUUCACGCGCGACGGCGCUCUCCAGGGCGUCAAGCAAUCGCUCGACGCCAUGCAGCUCGACUACCUCGACUUGUUCCUCCUGCACAACCCGCGCGGCGGGGCCAGUCGACGCCACGACGCGUGGCUGGGGCUCCAGGACGCCGUGCAGGAGGGCCUCGUCCGAAGUAUCGGCGUGUCGAACUGGUCGAUCAAGCACCUAGAACAGCUGAUCCAGGGUGAGGGGGUCAAGAUCGUCCCGGCGUGCAACCAGAUCGAGUUCCACCCCUGGAACCAGCAGGCCGAGAUUGUGAAGUACUGUAAGGGAAAGGGCAUACAGAUCACGGCCUUUUCGGCGCUGGCCCAGGGGAAGCGCAUGGAUGACAGGCUGAUCAACUCGUUGGCUGCAAAGUACGGCAAGAGUCCGUCGCAGGUGAUCUUGCGGUGGAUGGUGCAGAGGCAGAUCGUGCCCAUCACGAAGAGUAGCAAGGAAGAGAGGGUCAAGCAGACGACCGAGAUCUUUGGGUGGGAAUUGGACCCCAAGGACUGCGAAGAUAUUGACAAGCUGGACGAGGGAAUGAAGGCGAGGAUUGGCGAUUGGGAUCCAGACGAGCAUGAGUAG
This is a messenger RNA of Cladophialophora carrionii CBS 160.54, 843 nucleotides long. RefSeq lists its product as uncharacterized. The record is from RefSeq and is a predicted model, not a curated record. Bases 1 to 843 code for a protein of 280 amino acids. Gene Ontology annotation, molecular function: oxidoreductase activity. The transcript has a single exon. Lineage: Eukaryota; Fungi; Ascomycota; Eurotiomycetes; Chaetothyriales; Herpotrichiellaceae.